Messenger RNA from Antechinus flavipes (yellow-footed antechinus), 2485 nucleotides. RefSeq lists its product as uncharacterized. The transcript is spliced from 2 exons. The record is from RefSeq and is a predicted model, not a curated record. The coding region runs from base 448 to 2034 and encodes 528 amino acids. Lineage: Eukaryota; Metazoa; Chordata; Mammalia; Dasyuromorphia; Dasyuridae.
CAUGGCCCUGUCCCAGUGGUUCUCUGCUCGGUCACCCACCCGUGGUCCAUGCUGAAGCCCCGCGCCCGCUGGCUCGCGCCAUCCAGGCCGCCUAGAAACGCAUCAAGUCAACGCACUGAAUCUAGGCCGAGGCUAGCGCCUUCUCUUGGAGCUCAUAGAUCCGGGCCUGAAGCACCGUGUGGCUCAACAAUUCAUCAAUUAACCACUCCAGAAUCGGGCCGGGGGCCACUGACCACAGGGGCAGGAGGUUCGGGGCCUCCGCGCUGACAGUCGGGCCCUAGGCUCCAAGGGAAAGCAUUUUUAAUACAAAGUAAUUUCAAGAGUGACCGAGUUAAUAAUCGUAGAUAAAAGCAAAGAAGAGUGUUUAAGAGUUCGAACAGGAACUGUGCUUCAAAGGAGGCAAGCAAGGAAGUCUACAGGACUCAGAUACACGGGGAUCCAGUAAAGAUGUCCUACCAAAAUCAGCAACAGUGCAAACAGCCUUGCCAGCUAUCUUCCUCUUGGUCACAGCCUUACCAGCCUAAGUGCCCAGAGCCAUGUGCUCCCAAAUUCUCAGAGCCAUGCCUUCUGAGGUACCCUGAGCAAUGCCCUCCUAAGUGCCCAGAGCCAUGCCCUCCUAGCUAUCUAGAGGCAUGCCCUCCUAGAUGCCCUGAGCCCUGCCCUCCUAGAUGCCCUGAACCAUGCCCUCCUAGGUACCCUGAACAAUGCCCUCCUAGGUGCCCUGAUCCAUGCCUUCCUAGGUGCCCCGAGCCAUGUCCUCCUAGGUGCCCUGAGCCAUGCCUUCCUAAGUGCCCUGAGCCAUGCCUUCCUAAGUGUCCUGAGCCAUGUCCUCCUCGGUGCCCUGAGCCAUGCCCUCCUAGGUAUCCAGAGACAUGCCUUCCUAGGUGCCCUGAACCAUGUCCUCCUAGGUACCUUGAAUCAUGCCCUCCUAGGUGCCCUGAGCCCUGUCCUCCUAGGUGCCCUGAGCCAUGCCCUCCUAGGUGCCCUGAACCAUGUCUUCCUAGGUGCCCUGAGCCAUGCCCUCCUAGGUGCCUUGAGCCAUGCCCUCCUAGGUGCUCUGAGCCAUGCCCCCCUAGGUGCCCUGAGCCAUGCCCUCCUAGGUGCCCUGAGCCAUGCCCUCCUAGGUGCCCUGAGCCAUGCCCUCCUAGGUGCUCUGAGCCAUGUUCUCCUAGGUGCUCUGAGUCAUGUUCUCCUAGGUGUUUAGAGCCAUGCCCUCCUAGGUGCCCUGAACCAUGCCCUCCUCAGUCCUUAGAGCCAUGUCCUCCUAGGUGCCCUGACCUAUGUCCUCCUAGGUGCCCAGAACUAUACCCUCCUAGGUGCCUGGAACCAUCCCCUCCUAGGUGCCCAGAACCCUGCCCUCCUCAGUGCCCUGAAUCAUAUCCUCCUAGGUAUGUACAGCCAAGCCCUCCUAGGUGCCUAGAACCAUGUCCUCCUAGAUGCCCUGAGCCAUGCCCUCCUAGGUAUACUGAGCCAUGCCCUCCUCGGUGUUCUGAACCACACCCUCCUAGGUGUCUCGAGUCCUACCCUCCUAGGUGCCCUGAGCCAUGCCCUCUAAGGUGCCUUGAUUUGUGCCCUCCUAGGUGCCCAGAGCCAUGCCCUCCUAGGUACCCUGAAUCAUAUACUCCUAGGUACCCAGAGUCAUGCUCUCCUGUGUGCCUUGAACCAUGCCCUCCUAGGUGUCUAGAGCAAUGCCCUCCUAGGUGCUCAGAGCAAUGUCCUCCUCGGUGCUCAGAGCCAUACCCUCCUAGGUGCUCAGAGCCAUGUCCUCCUCGGUGCUCAGAGCCAUGUCCUCCUCGGUGCUCAGAGCCAUACCCUCCUAGGUGCCUAGAACCGUGCCCUCCUUGGUGCCCUGAAACAUACACUUCUAGAUGCUCAGAGACAUGCCCCCCUAGGUGCCUUGAACCAUGCCCUCCUAGGUACACUGAACCAUACCCUCCUAGGUGCCCUGAACCAUGCCCACCACAGCAUUGCCAGCAGAAAUAUCCCCUAUGCCCUUCACUCUGCCAGCAACAAUGUUCACUCAAAAGGAAGUAGCAGUGCAAGAUGCUAGCAGAACCAUGAAACUAGGAAUUCGAGCAUCCCUGUGGAGAUUAGGGCUCCCUCACCCUCUCUCUCUGCUCCUCCAUAUCUCUCUACUCUUUAUCUGCUCUGGAUGGAAUGAAAUACCUGAGAGAAACAUCUUUGUUCCUGGAGUUGCAGUUCUUUCAGAAAGAAGAUCUCUAACUAAGUCUCAUCUCCCAUCUGUGUUUCCAUACCCCCUGGAUGAAAGACAGCAAGCAGAGAAAGCACUAACCUACUCCUUGCCAGGCUUUCUGGAACCUGAAUGGAAGAAUGCACCUGAGAGACCAGACUCCCUGGUUUGGUUCCCUGUUCACUAUGUGAAUUUUCCUCUGUGCUAUUGAGUGGUGACUUCCAUCCCCCUGGGAUAUCCUUCCACUACCUUCCACCACUCCAAAUAAAGCCUCUGUUUCAUGGUGACACCAAA